Molecule: messenger RNA, 2088 nt
Organism: Manis javanica (Malayan pangolin)
Lineage: Eukaryota; Metazoa; Chordata; Mammalia; Pholidota; Manidae
Gene: STX5
Product: syntaxin 5
Biological process (GO): vesicle fusion; endoplasmic reticulum to Golgi vesicle-mediated transport; intracellular protein transport
Cellular component (GO): Golgi membrane; SNARE complex; endomembrane system
Molecular function (GO): SNAP receptor activity; SNARE binding
Source: RefSeq, a predicted model, not a curated record
AGAGAUUUCCACCCCUCCGCCCACCGAAGUGUGUCCUGCUUUGGAGGUCCGUCACCGUUUCUCCCUGAGGAGUUGAGGGAACCCAUGGAUAUAAGCGGCCCAGCUAGGGCCUAGGGCAGUUGCACAGGCCGGACCGCAGCCUCGGGGCCAGAGGACCUUCCUCUGGCCCUGUCUCUGCUUCAGGGUCCCCCGGCCCGCUCUCUGACAGCCAGAGCCAAGUUGGAAGAGGAGCCUGAGCAGGGGAACGGCUUAGGCCGGAGAGGAAACGGGACGCUGCCCGCCCCGGGCCGGCCCCAGGAUCUGCGGGUGGCUUUAGGCGCGAAAGUCUGUGCCAAGUGCAGAAGGGGCCCGAUGAUUUGCUCUUUGGUGGGGGAAUUUGUGGAGAAGGAGGCUGCCUGGGGAAUGACACUCUCCCCUCCACAACAGUCCGAGGUUAUGCGUCUCAAUGAUCCCGCGGAAACGCUACGGGUCUAAGAACACGGAUCAGGGUGUCUACCUGGGUCUCUCAAAGACACAGGUCCUGUCCCCUGCAACUGCUGGCAGUAGCAGCAGCGACAUCGCCCCUCUGCCCCCACCAGUGGCCCUGGUCCCUCCCCCUCCCGACACCAUGUCCUGCCGGGAUCGGACCCAGGAGUUCCUGUCUGCCUGCAAGUCUCUGCAGAGCCGUCAGAAUGGAAUCCAGACAAACAAGCCAGCUCUGCGCGCUGUCCGGCAGCGCAGUGAAUUCACUCUCAUGGCCAAGCGCAUUGGGAAAGACCUCAGCAACACGUUUGCCAAGUUGGAGAAGCUGACAAUCUUGGCAAAGCGCAAGUCCCUCUUUGAUGACAAAGCAGUGGAAAUCGAGGAACUAACUUAUAUCAUCAAACAGGACAUCAAUAGCCUCAACAAACAAAUUGCCCAGCUUCAGGAUUUUGUGAAGGCCAAGGGCAGCCAGAGCGGCCGGCAUCUGCAGACCCAUUCCAACACCAUCGUGGUCUCCCUGCAGUCCAAACUGGCCUCCAUGUCCAAUGACUUCAAAUCGGUUUUAGAAGUGAGGACAGAGAACCUGAAGCAGCAGAGGAGCCGGCGAGAACAGUUCUCCCGGGCACCCGUGUCAGCCCUGCCCCUUGCUCCCAACCACCUGGGGGGCGGUGCUGUGGUUUUGGGGGCAGAGUCCCGUGCCUCGGGGGAUGUGGCCAUCAACAUGAUGGACUCUCGGACCAGCCAGCAGCUGCAGCUCAUUGACGAGCAGGACUCCUACAUCCAGAGCCGGGCAGACACCAUGCAGAACAUCGAGUCUACAGUUGUUGAGCUGGGCUCCAUUUUUCAGCAGUUGGCACACAUGGUUAAGGAACAGGAAGAAACCAUUCAGAGGAUCGACGAGAACGUGCUGGGAGCCCAGCUGGAUGUUGAGGCCGCCCAUUCAGAGAUCCUCAAGUACUUCCAGUCGGUCACCUCCAAUCGGUGGCUCAUGGUCAAAAUCUUCCUCAUCCUCAUUGUCUUCUUCAUCAUCUUUGUGGUCUUCCUUGCCUGAGCUCUCCUCCGACGCAGUCCGUGGAGGUCUAGAACCCAUCUCGGGGGCAGGUGGCCUGGGCUGCCGCUGAGCCUUGCAGGGUGCUUGGGAGAAAGGCGCUGUUUCCCUGGAACUGCUAAGAACAGCCACUGUCCUUGAUCCCUCAUCCCUUGCCUCUGGCCGCCCUGUCCUCCCCUCAACAUCCUCAGGCCCAUGAAACACACAUGGUUCUGGAUUUGGACUCUGCUAUGCAGUGGCUGGAAGGGAGCAGAGGCCCCCUUGGGGUCCUGUUUGGGAGGUUGUCUCCACAAGGAGAUUUUUAUAAACCCUCCCUAGCCUCUCCCAAGGAAACUUGGACAGCAAGGGGAGAUGAUAUCUCCCCCACCUUUCUGAUAGUGAGGGGAGGAAAUGAAACUGCCCAGGGACCAACUUUCCCAUCUGGGUUAGAAUUUGACCUCUUUCUCUUUACCAUGUGAGGCAGGAAGCCCUGAGCCCCUUGGCUGCCUGCACAACCCCAACUUCGGCUGCUGUUGACUCAAUCUGCCAAAUGCACUGCAGCCCAAUUUCUCCCAAUUACAGCAAGACUGUCAGCCUCA